Molecule: messenger RNA, 3224 nt
Organism: Drosophila grimshawi
Lineage: Eukaryota; Metazoa; Arthropoda; Insecta; Diptera; Drosophilidae
Gene: t-Grip128
Exons: 1
Coding region: 18-2666 (882 amino acids)
Source: RefSeq, a predicted model, not a curated record
UAUAUUUUGUAUAAGAUAUGGCAGAGCGCGUCUAUUCGCAGGUGAUUGAGCGUUAUGUACCGCAGCUGGUGAAAGUAUUACUGGACUCCCCGGAGGAGAAUGAGGUGUACACGAAAUCCUUACAAUAUGCAAUGAACAUGAUUCAAAUCUAUUCCGAAAGACCCAGGACUGAGCCCACUGCAGUCUGGCUAAAUCUGCGUGAAUUUGUGAAUCGAUAUCGGGAUGAACAGUUGCCAGUGCUGGCGGACGCAAUCAGAAAGUUAUCGAAUGUGAUAAUCGAUGAUUUUCAGAUUGGCGAGCAGCUCAAGUGGGCAAUUAUCGAUUUUAUGUUAUCGGUGAAUUAUUGUCCAUUUCGUGUGGCUCGCUUCUACAAGCAGGCGCACUUGGAGUGCAGCGAGCUGAUCCUCAAGGAUCUGGCACUGGCUCACAAGACUGCGCAACAGAUCUCAAUUAAAAAGCACUUAAGUUUGAACAGCUUAAAACGGUCUCUGCACUUGGAGCUUGGCAUGCGCCAAAGUGAAGUGCAGGCGGGUGAAUCUCGCAAGGAUUCAGUUAGUCAAUCCCCUGAUUUAACAGCGCUCAGCUCAGCGAAUUCAACGCCUGCUCGAAGUGAGUGUGGAAUGUGGCAGCUGCCGCCGGCUCUGCAGCAAGUUAAGCAAAUGGAGCUGGAGUUGUCCAAGCAGGUUGGCAUCAAGGCUCAAUUUAGCUACAGAUUUGCCAAGUACUUAAGCCGUAAUCUUGCCGAGAAAGGGAGCCAGUUUUGUGAUUGCGACGAAUCCUUUUUCAUCCAAGAGACCCUUCAAGUGUUCUUUCGCCCCGCAGAGUGUCAUCAUUUUGUGCUGCUGAACGAACUGAUUCAGCUGCGUCCACAAUCGCUAAAUGUGGACAACAUCGACGAUCAGCAGCUGGUGGAGCAGUUGCUGAAGCCAGUGCAACACAUGCAAUGCCUCUACGCCUACAUCGAUUGCUAUAACAAAGCGGAGCAGUUGGAAAUGUUGCACAGUUUGACGGCCGCCCUGAGGCGACUCCUGAUGCCAGUUGUGGAAACGUUGACUCACUACGCAAGCAGCAUCCGAGAGGGGCUAGUGAAGGCGACACUCGCCUCCUUCCGCCAGGCCACGCAGAACAGCUUUAAGCGUUUACAGCCACUUUGCAGUUUAACGGCGGCCAAUUAUGUAUCCUAUAAGCUGCAACUUAAGAAUUCGCCACAUUAUCGCAGUCAACACAUCGUCACAAGUCUCCUGGAAGUGUUGGCCACAUGGCCACACGCAGAUCAUCGUCGCUAUGCCGCAGCUCUGCUGUUGCAAGUGCUGCAGGUGCCUUGCCGUUGCUUGGAUAAUUUGUGGUUGCUCGGCGACUUUGAGGACGGCUUCAAUGAGUUUCGCUUUAAACGGGUAAAGGUCAAAGGUCACACGGCAUAUCUGAUGCGAGAGGCUAUUGCUGGCGUGCCACUCAAGCCAAAUGCCAUUUAUAAAAUCAUUGAGCAGCAUAUUCAAGAGGCAGGUGCAACAAUUGCGUGGCUCUGUGACUCGCAGCGAUUGUCACAUUUUGUGGCGCAGCACGAAUUAAUGUUGCGACAGAGUUUGCAUCACGCGCUGCUCAAAUCGGUGCAACUGCAGCAGCCACAACAACUCGACCAGCAUAAAAUGGAGAUGCCACAACCAACUGUUGCUGCCCCAGAGAUAUUUCAACAGUUAAACUUAGUCAGCGAUUGGGACUUGCGUUGCAUCUACUUCAAGUACGUCAAGGAGACGUUGCAGGAUCUCAAGCAGUCGGGUUACUGCAAUAUUGAGGCGUUGCUAAAAUGUUGCCAGAACUGUGAUCUAAAGCAGAUCAUUUGCGAGACGUUGCAGAGGCAACUGAAGCAGCGUUUCUUCUGGGUCAACACUUAUGUGUUGCACUUGCUGUUGCAAGAACUGAAAUUGGGCAAAGUUUUACGGCAACUGCGUUCGAUUUAUUUGUUGCACAAUUUUGAUUUGUAUGCCACGCAUCUUGAAAUAGCUUUUGGCUGCUUGGAGCAGGGAUUUGCCAUAAAGGCAGCUGAGCAACUGCAGCAGAUACUCCACAUUCAACAUGCUCCACUGGAUUUAAAAGUAGAAUUGCCAAGCGCAAAUUUGGCGCAACUUUCCCUAAUCUUCAACUUCAACCCGCAGCUGCGUGGCAUCAUCACCGAGGCGCAACUGCAACAAUACAAUGAGAUCUUUCGUGUGCGUUUGCAGCUGCAUACGACAGUGCAUCGCUUGCAACAGUUGCUGCAACUCAAUUGUGACCAACAAGAAGUGGCAAUUGUGUUGCAACUAAAAACAGAUCUGCUGCUCGAGUUUGGCAAACAUUUCCAGGCGCAACUAUUGCAACAGGCAGCACAGCAUUGCGAUGAGCAGCUGCAACUCUGUGGCACACUCGACCAGCUGCAACAGUUGCAUCAGGAAUAUGUGCAACUAAUCUCAAAGUCAUAUCUAAAUCGAUUCGAACAGCAACUGCAGGAUCUGUUUAGCUUAUCAGUUAUACUCUUAUCAAACUGGCGACGAUUGGAAUUCCUAUUUGAAACAGGAAGCGGAAACGGAAAUAGCAACUUGGAGCGGUUCGAUAGACACUAUCAAGUUCUGAACAGGCGUUAUUUGUUAAGCAUAACCCACUCCAUGCAAGUGUUGCAUGCAACGCUGUGAAUGACACUCGGUUUUCGGGCUUUUGAAAUUGUGUUGUUUCCCCCAAUGCACCAUUUCCCAAUCAAGCUUUUGAUUUAAAUUUAUUUUCAAACAACUGCGAAAUUCUCAACUGGGUUUCUAUCAAUUUUGGUUGCGUUUGUGACAAAAACCGCAAAUUAAAUCGCUUUUUGAGUGCCAACGAAAUUUAUUUGUAGUGUGUUGCCAAAGCCACAGCCCCACACAGAAAAAAAGAAUAAGUAAGCUGUAGUCGAGUGAACUCAACUAUGAGACAUCCUGCAGCUAGCUGUUGAAUAUACUAUUCUAGUUUUAUUGUGAAAUUUCGUUCUAAAAAGUUUUGCUCACUCAAAUGUAUGCAUGCUUGGGUAUGCUCUUUUGUCAGGCACAUUUAGUGAAGAGUAAAAUACAAAGUAGGGCAGUGCUUUUUUUUAUUUCGAUCUUGAUUAAACUUGUAUCGUUGAUCAACAAGAUGACAAUGUACAUUAUACAUGGCUUAGUAGCUUUUGCCUCUAAAAUUGAAGCUCUUUCCUAUCGGAAAUUGAUUUAUAUCGAUAUACGUUA